Messenger RNA from Esox lucius (northern pike), 4768 nucleotides. It is a transcript of the gene phldb2b, whose product is annotated as pleckstrin homology-like domain, family B, member 2b. Gene Ontology annotation, biological process: regulation of microtubule cytoskeleton organization. NCBI's taxonomy places the organism in Eukaryota, Metazoa, Chordata, Actinopteri, Esociformes, Esocidae. The record is from RefSeq and is a predicted model, not a curated record. Bases 269 to 4621 code for a protein of 1450 amino acids. Gene Ontology annotation, molecular function: protein binding. The transcript has 23 exons. Gene Ontology annotation, cellular component: basal cortex.
CCGAUUCUUCCCAGGUUCGACUCCAGCUGUUGCGCAUUCUUGUUUGCUACACGUCGCCACUGGCGUAGACCGGCCAGCGUGUGCGUGUCUGUGUUUGUGUGUGAGGGGAGGGCGCAUUAAGUCUCCCCUGGAGAACCCAAUUUGCCGUAGAACUUCUCGGUCCAGCUGUGGAAUGUGCUUGUGUGUCCUUAAUAUUUGGUCUAGGAGAGAUGCAAAGUGACAGCAGAAGGACAACUUGGAUUUAAAACAGUUUGGGAAUCCUCUCGUCAUGACUGAGCUUCUCAGCCCCGUUUCCAACAUGAACCAGGAGAAACGGUUGCAGCCAGAGUCAGACCAGAUGAGCCCGGACGAGCCACAGUCUUCUCUGGACCUGGUGAACACAGGGAAAAGCCUGAAGGUCCAGACAGCCUCGCCACAUCUGGUCAGCCUGGGAAGUGGGAGGCUCAGUGUGGCGGUAACCCUACUGCCCCUUAAAGAAGGAGUGACCCGUAUCGGGCGUGAGGAUGCGCUGGUACCCCAGGAUAUCGCCAUCGAGGGUGCGGGCAUUGAGGCGGAACACUGUAUCAUCACCAACAGGUCAGGGGUCGUCAUCCUUGACCCCUGUGGGAACCCCUGCUCCCUGGACGGAGUGCCUGUGACCUCACCUGUCCCCCUCACUCAAGGUUACUCUCUGUGUCUGGGUAAGUCCUACUUCUUCCGCUUCAACCACCCAGAAGAGGCCAGUCGUAUGAAGGGCAUGCUCCCUCAGAAGAACCCCGUCUCCCCCCUGACCUACAGCACAGACUAUCUGAAGUUCAGCAGCGACUGCAGUCAUGGCGUCGUGGGAGGGGCAGGCAGCGCCAGAGGGAUGCGCUCUGCCUCGGAACUCCGGGAUUUGAUGGACACCUUGCAGCGCAAGAAAAUCGCCCUGGAGACCAGCCUGAGAGCCAAUGGGGACGCUAGCCCCUCCUACUUCAGCAUGACCCAGUCUCCGCCCACCACUCCUGUGACCUCACCCACGUCAAUGUCAUCAGCCUAUCAGGAGCAGGCAAGGCGUUUCUACGGUUCUGAUCGUCCUCCCCUCUCCUGCAAAACAGCCACCCCUCCCUCCCCCUCUCGACGCUCCGAUACCCCUUCCUCCAGAUCCUCCAAGGCUCGGAACCAUUCCUACCAAUCACAGGACAGCCUGCUGAUUUCACCUGGCGAAGUGCGACGACGCCCAAACUCCCCCCUGUUGUCGACGUGGAAUGGUGGAGGUUCCUCUAACUCCGUGGCGGGUGGAGAGUGCCUGUCCUCUCCUCCCCCACCCACUUCCCUCUCUCCAACCAGUGGAGCGGCCAGCAUGCCCUCCAGCCCUCGCCUGGGACGCCGUAGCCACGAGCCAGUGCCUAGCAACCGAACCAGGAAGUACUCUGCAGGGUCUCUAGGCGGCAUGAUGGGUAGUCACAGCCGCUCUCUGCCCCGCCUUUGUCCGUCUCCUCGUUCCCAUGACAACGGAGCCCUGGCGCUCUCUACCCUGCCUCUGCAGCCCUCUGAACGCCCCCACAACCAUCACCCCGACCACAUCACAGCCUACAACCGCAUCACAGGCUACAGCCACAGUCAAACCAAGGACUUUGGAUACAACCGGGCCCAGAAUAUGAAUCACACCCAGAACCAAGGUGAAGGGGUGGUAUCCAUCUCCCUCUCCUCCCCCAAGGCUCCGAUCCAGGCCCCUCCGGAUGUGACAGUUCCGUCCCGUUCAGGGGGCUCCACCAGCCCCCGCAUAGCCAAGAAACUCAGCCUCACGUCCGCCGGCUCCACCUCCAGCCUCCAGGAGCCAGAAAGGCCGGCCAGCCGUGGAGUCUCCCCAGGAUACGACUUCUCAGUGGGGGAGAUAGAAUGCAGGGGGGGCAGCCUGGAGCCUGGGCUUGGUUUAGGGGAGAGGAGACAGUCUUUUGGAAAGGGAGGAGUUGAGCCAGGUUUGGGGCUUGGUUUAGGAGAGAGGAGACAGUCUUUUGGAAAGGGAGGAGUUGAGCCAGGUUUGGGGUUUGGUUUAGGGGAGAGGAGACAGUCCUUUGGAAAGGGAGGAGUUGAUCCAGGUUUGGGGCUGGGGUUAGGGGAGAGGAGACAGUCUUUUGGAAAGGGAGGGGUAGGGUUGGCUGCAGGGGCAACCCCACCUGGAGGAUUCAGGGCGAGGAGUGGCAGUAUCAGCUCUCUGAGCGGGAAAGAAGAACUGACAGACUACCACCAUCGCCAGAGAGAUGAGAGACUACGAGAGCAGGAGGUGGAAAGACUGGAACGCCAGCGGCUGGAGACCAUCCUGUCUCUCUGUUCGGAGCUGGGCCGUUCGGAGCAGGACAGGCAGACGGGCGUUGUGUCGAGUCCUGGUGCUGGUUUAGCCGACCUCCAGAAAAUCAACCGGGAACUAGAAAAACUCCAGGUCUCCGACGACGACAACGAAUGGGUGGAAUCUGUCUUCUCCAACGUGGGCACAGGUGCCCGCUCUGAGAACGGUUACCAUGGUAAUGACGAGGAGCUUCAGGUCCGGCAGCGACGGAGCAGCGGUCGUCGUGACAACAGGGCAGAGUCACCAACCGUCAGCUUGCAGAGCCCCACCCCCUCGCCCACCCCGCGUCUUCCCAGGACCAAACGGGCGCCGGCUGAGGAGGCCCAGCGGAGGAAGGAGGUCGUCCGUCUGGAGGAGGAGAGGAUCCAGGUGUUGAACAACAUGGAGGAGCUGGAGCAGAAGAUCAAAGACCUGGACAACCAGAUGGAGGAGUCCAUCAGAGAGGUGGAGAUGGAGCGUGCCUUGGUGGAGGCGGAGCAGGAGGCGGAGCUUGCGGCCCUGCAACAGGAUCGGAACACUCUGCAGGCACUCAACGCCAAGAUGGCUGACAUGGAACAACAGGCACAGAACCAGAAGACACAGGCGUGUGUGUCGCUGCAGGCUGAGAGAGCUAGGGUAGAGCAGCUGUCUCAGAGUGUGUGUGAGCAGCGCUCGCGGCUCGACUCUUGCCCUGAGGCCAUGAAGGAGCCCCUACAGGAACAGCUCGCCAGGGACUCUGAGGUGCUGGAGGCCGAGACGAAGCGGUUCGAGGACCUGGAGUUUCAGCAGCUGGAGAAAGAAAGCCGACAGGAUGAGGAGAAGGAGACAAAAGCACAACAUCUCCUCAAAGAGAUCGCAGACCGCCAACGCAGCACAGUCACACGCAAGGAGAGGCUGGAGACCCUGAAGAAGCAGACAGACCAGAUUAAUCAGCAGGCUCAGAGGGAGAAGGACAGCUUCCUAAAGGAGAGGACCAACCUGCACAUGAUGCUGCAGAGGGAAAAAGAUAACCUUGGCACUCUAGAGAGGAGGUAUGCUGAGCUCACAGGUGGGCGGGGCUUCCCUGUCAGCCCCAUCAGCCUGAAGGAGGGCUAUGUCACAGUCAGUGAGAUCAAUGAGCUUUACUCCCAGCUGGGGGGGGGGCCUAGUCCCGCCCCCGCCACUGUUCUGGCCAAUCCCUCCCCUGAUCCUGAGCCUAGCCCCACCCCCGAUGACAGCAUAUCAAAACCAGCAGAGGACGAGCACUUCAGGUGUCUGGAGGAGAGGAAGCGAUUAGUGAAAGAAGGCGGGUCCCACUUGAGUGACACGUUACCCAGGAAGAAGACCAUGCCCACCAUCACCCCUCAGUUCAGCUGUGCUACGCUGGGACGCAGUAUGCCUAACAAGUCCCAUCAGCCCCUGGUGCAGAGUUCUAGCUGUGGCAGUAUUCUACCUCGGGGCCUGUCUGUCUCGUCCAAUAGGGACACAGAUACACGCCUCCAGCACAAAGGUCCUGGUCAGUCCGGCUCUCGGGCCGCCUCCCAGUCUAACGUGUACCUGGACACUUACGGUUACCGGGACAACAGCCAGACCUUUGACACCAUGAGUGUGGACAGCUCCGACUCCAUGGAUACCAGCAUUUCAGCUUGCUCCCCUGACAACGUCUCCUGCGCCAGCACGUCCAAUGUCACCAAACUGGAGGAGAUGGAGCGCCUGUUGAGACAGGCCCAUGCGGAGAAGAACCGGCUCAUAGAACACAAGGACCAAGAGAUGGAGUCCCGCAAACAGGCUCUGGAGGAGGAGAGGAAAAGGAGAGAGGAACUUGAGAAACGACUGCAGGAGGAGACCAACAGACGACAGAAACUUAUUGAGAGGGAGGUGAAACUACGGGAGAAACAGAGGGCACAGUCUCGCCCCCUGACGCGGUACCUGCCAGUGCGUAAGGAUGACUUUGACCUGAGGGCCCAUAUUGAAUCGGCGGGUCACAGCGCCGACACCUGUUUCCACCUGUCCCUCACGGAGAAGACCUGCAGGGGAUUUCUGGUCAAGAUGGGGGGAAAGAUCAAGACCUGGAAGAAACGCUGGUUCGUCUUUGACCGCAACCGCCGAACGCUGUCCUACUUCUCGGACAAGCACGAGGCCAAGCUGAAAGGGGUUAUCUACUUCCAGGCCAUAGAAGAAGUUUACUACGACCACUUAAAGAAUGCACACAAGAGCCCUAACCCGUGCCUGACGUUCAGCGUGAAGACUCACGACCGGGUUUACUACAUGGUGGCCCCGUCUCCUGAGGCCAUGCGCAUCUGGAUGGACGUCAUCGUGACCGGGGCAGAGGGAUACACCCAGUUCAUGGUGUGAGAGGUGGAAGGACACGUGCAGUUUGUGCUGUGAAGAGUAGUGCUUCGGAGUGGAGGGAUACCGCCGGUCUGCGAUCCAGGCGCCGGGACUAGUUCCCUCUUUCUUUGUGAUAUAUCUCUGUGACUCUGUAUUUCCAUAUAUAUAUAU